Tribolium madens (black flour beetle) is the source of this 981-nucleotide messenger RNA. RefSeq lists its product as uncharacterized. NCBI's taxonomy places the organism in Eukaryota, Metazoa, Arthropoda, Insecta, Coleoptera, Tenebrionidae. Bases 77 to 262 code for a protein of 61 amino acids. The record is from RefSeq and is a predicted model, not a curated record. The transcript is spliced from 2 exons. Gene Ontology annotation, molecular function: odorant binding.
GGGCGUUUUUUAUAAUACAGCCUGUAUAAGACGUGACAAAUGAAAAAGAAACAGUAGUGGUUGUAAUUACAGCAAUAUGAAAUAUUUUGUUGUUAUUUGUACUGUUUUACUGGCUACCACAGUCCAGGAUUUCACUGAUAAACAGAAAACCAAACAUGAUGAGUACUCCAAAGUGUGCUUAAAAAAGUCCAAAGUUGAAAAAUCAGUGUUGAAAGAAGCCAAGAAAGGUGUUUACUUUAAUGACCCUAAACUAAAAUACUAAAAAUUCAAGUAUACUGUUUUACCAAAAAAAUCAACUUACAAAAUGAAAAAGAAGAACUGCAAGUGCAACAAAUUAAAUAAAAAUUAAUUAUGCAGAUAAAGUACAAAAAAGAAGUGGACAACUUAGUCCAGAUGUGUCUCGUUGAGAAAAAUGUACCGAAUAUACAGCCUUCGAGAGCACGAAGUGUCUUCAUAAAAACUUGCCUAAAGAUGUUUCAUUAGUUUAAAAAUUGUUUUUUUUGCUGGUACAUGGUACUUUUUGAAACAAAUUGUUUUAUUACUUAUAGUUUUAAGCUUCCUUGUUACUACACUAUUUUCAUUACUCUUAUUUAAACAAUAUAACAUCCGAAUAACCAGGUACUAUUUAAGGUGACUCAUAUCAGAUAUAGUUGUAGUAAAAAGUUAUCGAUGUUACAUAAAUCAAGGUUGUCUUGAUGUCGAAAAGUGCUGAAUCAGAAAAUCAUUUUGCUAUUUUAUUUCUACUAGCAAAAUAUCUAGCUAAUACAAGAAAAUAACUUAUAAUUUGUUAAUCCUUGUAUUUAAAACGUCUUUUCAAGUAAAACCACAGCCUUAUUAUUUUCACACAUUGUUAAAUAAUCAGUUAAAUAAAUCUGUUUGUUUACGAUCAAGAACUAAAAGAAAAAUUUGACGUCGCACUUUUUAAAUGAUACAAAAACAAAAACAUUAGAGAAAAUACUUUUUUGUCAAGAUGUUUCAUUA